Messenger RNA from Strigops habroptila (Kakapo), 1945 nucleotides. RefSeq names its product proteasome 26S subunit, ATPase 5 (gene PSMC5). Gene Ontology annotation, molecular function: ATP binding; ATP hydrolysis activity; proteasome-activating activity. Gene Ontology annotation, biological process: proteasome-mediated ubiquitin-dependent protein catabolic process. Gene Ontology annotation, cellular component: proteasome regulatory particle, base subcomplex. The record is from RefSeq and is a predicted model, not a curated record. Lineage: Eukaryota; Metazoa; Chordata; Aves; Psittaciformes; Psittacidae.
CAUGGCGCCUGGCGUGCAAGAAGGAAGGAGGGCGGCGGCCAUCUUUGUUGCCGGCAAGAGCGGCGCCGGGGCCCGAUGCCGGCGGAGAAGAUGGCGGUGGACGGGCCCGAGCAGAUGGAGAUGGAUGACGGGAAGGGCGGCACAGGGCUCCGGCAGUACUACCUGUCCAAGAUCGAGGAGCUGCAGCUCAUUGUGAAUGAGAAAAGCCAGAACCUGCGGCGCCUGCAAGCGCAGAGGAACGAGCUGAAUGCUAAAGUGCGCCUGCUGCGGGAGGAGCUGCAGCUCCUGCAGGAGCAGGGGUCCUACGUGGGAGAAGUCGUGAGAGCCAUGGACAAGAAGAAAGUGCUUGUCAAGGUGCACCCAGAGGGCAAGUUCGUGGUGGAUGUGGACAAGAACAUCGACAUCAACGACGUGACCCCGAACUGCCGCGUGGCCCUGCGCAACGACAGCUACACCCUGCACAAGAUCCUGCCCAACAAAGUGGACCCUCUCGUGUCCCUCAUGAUGGUGGAGAAGGUUCCAGAUUCUACUUACGAGAUGAUCGGCGGCUUGGACAAGCAGAUUAAGGAGAUCAAGGAGGUGAUCGAGCUGCCCGUCAAGCACCCUGAGCUCUUUGAGGCGCUGGGGAUCGCCCAGCCCAAGGGGGUGCUGCUCUACGGACCCCCUGGCACAGGCAAGACCUUGCUGGCCAGGGCUGUGGCCCACCACACCGACUGCACCUUCAUCCGCGUGUCGGGCUCGGAGCUGGUGCAGAAGUUCAUUGGGGAAGGCGCCCGCAUGGUGCGGGAGCUGUUCGUGAUGGCCCGGGAGCACGCUCCCUCCAUCAUCUUCAUGGAUGAGAUUGACUCCAUCGGCUCGUCCCGCCUGGAGGGCGGCUCUGGUGGGGACAGUGAGGUGCAGCGCACGAUGCUGGAGCUCCUCAACCAGCUCGAUGGCUUCGAGGCCACCAAGAACAUCAAGGUGAUCAUGGCCACAAACCGCAUCGACAUCCUGGACUCGGCUCUGCUGCGCCCCGGCCGCAUCGACAGGAAGAUCGAGUUCCCUCCUCCCAAUGAGGAGGCCCGCUGGACAUCCUCAAGAUCCCACUCCCGGAAGAUGAACCUGACGCGAGAUAACCUGCGCAAGAUCGCGGAGCUGAUGCCGGGCGCAUCGGGCGCGGAGGUGAAGGGGGUGUGCACAGAGGCUGGCAUGUACGCGCUGAGGGAGAGGCGGGUGCACGUCACGCAAGAAGACUUUGAAAUGGCUGUUGCCAAGGUGAUGCAGAAGGACAGCGAGAAGAACAUGUCCAUCAAGAAGCUGUGGAAGUAACAGCGAGGCCGGGGCUGCUCCUGGGGCUGCACCACCUCUAAUAAAGUGCUGCUGCGGCCAGGCCUGUGCCCUGCUGUGGGGCUGGGGUGGAGGGGGGGGGGGGUGUUGGGACUCAGCACACACCCACACGAGCUGCUGCUAACUGCUUUUAUUAGAAAACAUCCAAAAUAGACAAAAACUGGUUAUACAAGAGGCAGAGCAGGCACCCCUGAGCCGUGUAAACCCCCCUCCCCUCUGCCUGCACCCCCCCGGAGCAGGCAGAGCCGCCCCAGCCCGGGCAGGGGGGGGGGGCAGGUUAAGGCACUUUGGUGGCACCGUCGCCUCCGCCCCACUUGGUCCCCUCAGUCCCCAGCAUCUCCAGUUCCCUCCAUAGCCCUGGUGCUCCCACUGGCUGCUGAGGGCAGAGCCACCCCCUCUGCCCCCCCCCAGGCGUGGGAUCACCUGGGACACGUCACUCAUUCAAUAAAUCAACUGAUUGUCAAAAACUUCCCCCUAAAAAACCUUUUUUCUAUCUAAAAAAAGAGCAGUUUGGGGCCGAGCCAGCCCUUUGAGCCCCCCCCCCCCCCCACUGCAUCGAUUGAGGCCAUGGGUGCAGGAAGAGGAACUCAAUAUAUUACUCAAAUACAAACCCACUGUA